Messenger RNA from Hippopotamus amphibius kiboko, 1530 nucleotides. RefSeq lists its product as uncharacterized. The coding region runs from base 1 to 648 and encodes 215 amino acids. The record is from RefSeq and is a predicted model, not a curated record. The transcript has 3 exons. NCBI's taxonomy places the organism in Eukaryota, Metazoa, Chordata, Mammalia, Artiodactyla, Hippopotamidae.
AUGGCCGCCGCCCGUGGGAGGCGGGGCGCUGGAGCCGCGGGGCGGUCCGCCCGCCACCCGGUAACCCGCCCUCCGGCCCCGGGCCCCGACCCCCAGUCCCCGACCUCGGCCCCCUGGACCGCGACUCUCCCGGCGACCCCGGACUCCAGCCCUGACCUCCGGGCUCGGACCCCGCCCGCGGACCCCCGACCCCUCCCUCUGGACCCGCACCUCGCCCUCCGGACCCCGCCCUCCGACUCGGACCCGGACCCAAACGCCAGCUCCCAGGCCCCUGAUCCCAGCCCGGCCCUCCGGACCCAGACCCGGACCCCGCCCUCCGACUUGGACCCGGACCCCAACACCAGCUCCCAGGCCCCUGAUCCCCGCCCGGCCCUCUGGACCCCGCCCUCCGGACCCCGCCCUCCAACUUGUACCCGGACCCAAACACCAGCUCCCAGGCCUCUGAUCCCAGCCCUCCGGAUCCCGACCCGGACCCCGACCCAAACACCAGCUCCCAGGUCCCUGGUUCCUGUCCCGCCCUUUGGACCCCGCCCUCGGACUUGGACCCGGACCCAAACACCAGCUCCCAGGCCCCUGGUCCCUGCCCCGCCCUCGGACCCCGCCCUCGGACUUGGACCCGGACCCAAACACCAGUUCCCAGGACCCUGAUCCCCGCCCCGCCCUCCGACCCCGCUCCCGGGACCCCGGCCUUCCGCAGCCCUACGCGCGUUCCCCGGAGAUACGUGGACCUUAGGCGGAUGAGGAGGCUCCCACAAGAAGCGCGGACGGGGAAGAACACGUCUUUUCCACUCUCUGGGUCUCCAUUCUAAGUUUUCCAUUGGUUUCCGGAGAUGACACGUAGACAUUUGUUCUCGUGUCGAACUGCCACAACUGAUAAGAUGCCCGAAAGUGAUCAGAAUACUCCAGGUUUGUUUAUAACCAGCUGGGGCGCAUCCAGAAGAGGCUGCGGAUUUACAGGCGAUGUGUGCUAGAAGGGAAGCUGGAAGGGGAGCCCUCAAAGGCCUGGUUCUUUGGCCCAGACUAAAAUGAGCGCCGAAAGGACGAACAGGCGGUGGUUUCAUGUCGCUAAGUAUUUGUAAAAUCCAAACUAAAAUUACAUUUCCUAUCUGAAAGAUGAGAGAGUUAUCCUGCUACCACCCACACAAUUGAAUUUAAAAAAAUUAGCACAAGACCAGGAGGUAAUUUCAGGUGUUAGAAUUAAAUUAACACCACUCCUGACUCCCACCUUUCGCCUGUGUUUCAGGCUUGAAGAGUAACCGUUUUGUAAGUGUUCUUCACUUUCUGCGGAACUGGGGCAGGAAUUGAUCCCUGAGAACAGGAUUAGAUUGUUGAGUGGCACAGGAGAAGGAUGACCCUGGACCAGCACCACCCCUUUUUUGGCAUUUGCAUUUACCUUGCAACCCUGUAAUCAUAUUUGGAUUCUCUUGGUAGGUGCUGUUUGAAACGACCCUAUUGGUCCUUUGUAAAUCUCAUAGUGAAUUAAUAAAUUGGAAUCCUGUUUUGCAAAUCAGUUUCCUUUGUGUUUGAAUA